Messenger RNA from Arabis nemorensis, 423 nucleotides. NCBI's taxonomy places the organism in Eukaryota, Viridiplantae, Streptophyta, Magnoliopsida, Brassicales, Brassicaceae. The record is from the annotation of a GenBank genome assembly.
AUGUCAUACUUCACAAGAAAUGAAGGAGCGAUUGUGUUUGCGUUUGUGAGCAUCGCGUUUAUAACGUUUUACUGCGUCAAUUACUUUAUCCGGCGGUGCAGAGACGACAGAGCCAGCGCUUCUGCCUCCGGGGACACGGCUGAUGCUGAAUUAAGUCCGAGGAGGCCACCGCGAGGGCUUGACGCUGAAGCCAUUGGUUCGUUCUCUUCAUUCGUUUACACAGACGCUAAAGGGAUUGAUCCAGGAAAAGACGAGCUAGAAUGUGCGGUUUGUCUGAACGAGUUCAAGGACAAGGAAACGCUGCGUUUGGUAUCACCUUGUGGGCAUGUGUUUCAUGCUGAUUGUGUGGACAUUUGGCUCUCGUAUCGUUUCACGUGUCCUAUCUGUCGUGCUGAUGUAGUUCCCGAAUCGAAGGAAGUAUAG